CGGACCUCGAUUUCCCUUGCUGUACCUUCAUAUUAAUCCAGCCUUUGUUUAUAAGGGUGACUCAAAAGAAAGAGAGAGAAGCAGAGCAAUAAAACCCCUACCCGCCCCCAAAGCCAAAGCAAGAAAGAGAAAGCAAAAACAGAGCAAGAGAAAGCAGCUGAAAGGAGAAGAGAAGAGAGAAAGCGAAUCCCACCCAAGUUGAAGAAGGAGGAGGAGAGAAAAGGGUUUUCAAGAUAGGGUGCUUCGGGGGAAGGAGUAGGUACAGCCGGCAGAAGAGUAGCGGUGAAACAAUGGAGACCGCUCAGCCACAGCCGCCGCCAUCGUCGCAGCCUCAGCCACAGCCGAAGCAGCUGAAUCAGCUGAUGGUUCAGCAGCCCUCGGGGAGCCUGAGCUUCAGCAGUCAGAUGUCGAAGGAAGACGAGGAGAUGUCGAGGUCGGCGCUAUCCAAUUUCAGGGCUAAGGAGGAGGAGAUCGAGAAGAAGAAGAUGGAGGUGAGGGAGCGGGUCCAGGCUCAGAUGGGCCGGGUCGAGGAAGAAACCAAACGCCUCGCCUUGAUUCGUGAGGAGCUGGAAACUUUGGCAGACCCCAUGAGGAAAGAAGUAUCUCUUGUGAGGAAGAAGAUUGAUUCAGUGAAUAAGGAAUUGAAGCCACUAGGACAAUCAGUCCAGAAGAAGGAGAAAGAGUACAAGGAUGCUCUUGAUGCUUUUAAUGAUAAGAACAAGGAGAAAGUACAGCUCGUUACCAAGCUAAUGGAGCUGGUGACCGAAAGCGAGACACUAAGGCUGAAGAAGCUUGAUGAGCUGAGUAAGAGCAUAGACACAGCCCGCUGAUUUGAUCGAUCCAAUGCCUCUCUCCGCGGGGCUGAUGACUGAUUUUAGGGCUCUUUGUGCAAGUGUUACUGCUUGCUGCUGCUGAUGGUGAUGAAGAUGACUGUGGUUGUAUUUAAGUUGACCUUAUUUAUAUUCAUAUGAGGGUGUAUUUUCUUCUUCUUCUUCUUUUCAAUGGGGGUUUGGUGUAAUUCUAUAUCUUUUGUUUGUUUCUGUUAGCAAAUUUUAAUGGAGUUUCAUUAGUAGGUGGGUUUUUAGGAGGGGGGAAACACAUUAUAAUGGACAGGGUUUGUAACUAGAAAGUGUUUAUUUUGGUUGUCCUCUCUCAACUUCUUAAUGGUUUCCUUUUGUAGCUUCUUUCUGUGGUUUGUUCUGUGAAAAAGAAUUGAGUUUGGUACAGUGUUCAAUCUCUCUUUAUUGCAGCAUAGCUAAGUUUCAAUUUCCUGCUCUGAACUCAGGGUUUUGCUGGUUAGUCUUUAUGACUAGAAUUUUGCUCGCUUCUAUGGAUGCAAACUUCAGUCCCAUGAGUAUGUGAGCCAUCC
Messenger RNA from Linum tenue, 1369 nucleotides. NCBI's taxonomy places the organism in Eukaryota, Viridiplantae, Streptophyta, Magnoliopsida, Malpighiales, Linaceae. The record is from the annotation of a GenBank genome assembly.